Antechinus flavipes (yellow-footed antechinus) is the source of this 2273-nucleotide messenger RNA. RefSeq names its product mitochondrial ribosomal protein L44 (gene MRPL44). Lineage: Eukaryota; Metazoa; Chordata; Mammalia; Dasyuromorphia; Dasyuridae. The coding region runs from base 112 to 1110 and encodes 332 amino acids. Gene Ontology annotation, biological process: rRNA processing; regulation of gene expression; primary miRNA processing. The transcript has 4 exons. Gene Ontology annotation, cellular component: nucleus. Gene Ontology annotation, molecular function: double-stranded RNA binding; ribonuclease III activity. The record is from RefSeq and is a predicted model, not a curated record.
AGCGGAGGCUCCUCCCCCAGUUUAGGAAGCGGGGACUGGUGUUAACGUUGCACCGUCCCGACCCACUUCCUUCCUUUCCUUCUUCCCUCCUUCCGCUCACGCUGGUACAUCAUGGCGUCUGGACUGGUACGACUACUUGUCCGGGGGCCCCGCGGCUUCCUGCGAGCUUCAGCCACUCCGGAGCCCAUUCUGCAGAGCCGGGGCAUCAAGGGCGGGUUCCGCGCUGCUCUCCGCUUCCAGAAAGAGAGAGAACGACGGCGGCAGCUCCGCUGUCCCCCGCCUCCCGUGCGCCGUUCAGAGAAGCCCAACUGGGACUACCAUGCAGAAAUCCAGGCAUUCUGUCAUCGACUACAUGAAGACUUUUCUUUAGACCUUCUCAAAACUGCUUUCAUUAACAGAUGUUACAUUGAAAGUGAGGAAGCCAGGCGACAGAAACUGGGAGUAGGCAAAGAAGCUGUGGCUCUCAACCUUAGAGAUAAUCAAGAACUCUCAGAACAAGGGAGAGCCUUUUCACAAACAUGUCUCACGCAGCUCCUUGGAGACGCAUACCCAAGCCUGCCCUCAGAAGGCACACAAGCAAUUGUGAAUUUUCUUACCAGUGAGGACAUUGUGUGUCACGUAGCCAGAAACUUGGCAGUGGAGCAAUUAACUCUAAGUGCAGAAUUUCCAGUCCCCGAGACAGUACUCCGACAGACUUUCUUUGCCGUAAUAGGAGCGUUGUUGCAAAGCAGUGGGCCUUUGAAAACAUCACUUUUUGUCAGGGACUUCUUAAUUACACAGAUGACUGGAAAAGAACUUUUUGAGAUGUGGAACGUUGUAAAUCCCAUGGGACUACUAGUUGAUGAGCUGACAAAAAGGAAUAUUUCUGCUCCUGAAUCUAGAAUUACCAGGCAGUCUGGAAGCAGCACAGUGUUACCACUGUAUUUUGUUGGUUUAUAUUGUGAAAAGAAACUGAUUGCAGAAGGACCUGGUGAAACAGUUCUGAUUGCUGAAGAAGAAGCUGCUCGGGUGGCCCUGAGGAAACUUUAUGGAUUGGCUGAGAAUAGACGACCUUGGGACUAUUCCAAACCCAGUGAAAAAUUAACGGAAAAAGUUACUGCUUUGAGUUAACUGGCCAAAAGCAUGUUAGCACUUGAACUCACGCAAAAAAAAAGAAGAGAGAGAAACUUCAAAGUGACUUGGAAAAUAUGAUGCCAGUUCCCAGCUUGCUCAGAGACAUCUUCUUCCUCCCUUAGGGGUCUUGUUAGAUUAGAAGAGAGUCAUUUGCUGUUCAAAAAUGAUUACUGUGAAAUCCUUUCAAGUUUGUUGUCAUAUUUUUUGACCUUUUAAAAGAAAUUACUCUUAAAGUUCUGGAUUUAUCUCUGUGACUUGUAGAAUGGUAUGCUUCUUUUCAUUUAAUUAUUCUUUUCUAGCUUUGAAGCAUUAUGGCCGAAAGACUUGUUUUUUUUAAUGCAAGUAACAAUAAUACUAAUUUUUUUUAAAAUGUCAAAUACAGCAAAUCUUUAUCUUCUAAAGUAUUACUUGCCAACUAAAUUUGACGCAUUUAGCUAACUUGGCCUACUUAAUACAACUAAAUAGUAUGUAAAAGGUUUUUGACAUCACUGGAAAGACAAAAUUCAAAUUGUGACAAUUAUACAAUAAGCAUGAAUGUCUUGAAAUUUUGUGUGCUAGUAAGUCAGUAAACGAUUUAGAAUUUUAAAGUAAUAAUUAAAGAAAUUCAAAGUUAUUUUUUAAUCACUCUAAGGACAUAAACUUUAAGACCAAUUUGAAGGAUAUAAAUAAUUGUUAAUUCAAUGAAUUUAGAAUUGGGAAGAUAAUUUAUUACCAUAAGUACAAACAUUUUUAUAUCUAUAAUUUUUGGAAGAGGAAUUUUUCCUUUUAGUAUUGUUCAUUUAGGGCAGUUUUAUCAGAAAUUUCCCGUCUUGCUAUUUGGGAAAAGAUUGGUUACAUAUAUGUCUUUAUUUUGAAUUUAAAUGAAUGUUCUCUAGAGUCCUUUGUAAAGGAGUUUGAAAUUGUUUUUUAAUUUUUUAAGUAGUGUUUUGUUUUUCCUUCUAUAUGUAAAAACAAUUUUUAGCAUUCAUUUUAACAAGAUUUUGAGUUCCAAGUUUUUCUCCCUCUUCACCCUCUUCCUAAAAUAAUAAACACUUUGAUAAAGUUUAUAUAUGUGCAAUUAUGUAAAAUAUAUUUCUAUAUUAGUCAAGUUGUGAAAGGAGAAACAGCCCAAAAGAGAAAAAAUCACAAAAAAUAAAAAAAGUUUUUAAAAAGUCCAUAAA